Nannospalax galili (Upper Galilee mountains blind mole rat) is the source of this 1397-nucleotide messenger RNA. Its product is annotated as probable 2-oxoglutarate dehydrogenase E1 component DHKTD1, mitochondrial. Bases 1 to 459 code for a protein of 152 amino acids. NCBI's taxonomy places the organism in Eukaryota, Metazoa, Chordata, Mammalia, Rodentia, Spalacidae. Gene Ontology annotation, molecular function: thiamine pyrophosphate binding; oxoglutarate dehydrogenase (succinyl-transferring) activity. The transcript is spliced from 5 exons. Gene Ontology annotation, biological process: tricarboxylic acid cycle. The record is from RefSeq and is a predicted model, not a curated record.
AUGGAGAAAGUGAAGAGUGGAGCACAUGUAGACUGGGCCACAGCAGAAACCCUUGCCUUGGGCUCCUUACUUGCUCAAGGUUCCAAUGUCCGUCUGAGUGGCCAAGAUGUGGGCCGUGGAACUUUUAGUCAAAGGCAUGCAAUAGUAGUUUGCCAGAACACCGAUGAUGCCUACAUUCCUCUGAACCAUAUGGACCCUAAUCAGAAGGGGUUUCUGGAGGUUAGCAACAGCCCCCUGUCAGAAGAGGCUGUCCUGGGAUUUGAAUAUGGGAUGAGCAUUGAAAGCCCAAAGUUACUGCCUCUUUGGGAGGCUCAGUUUGGUGAUUUCUUCAAUGGAGCCCAGAUCAUCUUUGACGCGUUCAUCUCUGGAGGCGAGGCCAAGUGGCUCCUGCAGAGUGGCAUUGUCAUCCUCCUUCCACAUGGCUAUGAUGGGGCUGGGCCUGAUCAUCAUGUCGAAUAGAGCGCUUCUUGCAGGUGAUGGCAUUAGGAGGUGAGGCCCUUUCUUCCAUGUGAGGACACAGUGAGAAGGCACUAUGUGUGAGCCAGUGAAUGGAUCCAUAUCAGACACCAAACUUACUACAUGAUCUUGGACUUCCCAGCCUCCAGAAAUGUGAGAGAUAAAUUUAUGCUAUUCAUGAGUAACCUAGAUUUUGCCAGGCAUACUGGCACAUGCCAAUAAUCCCAACACUUGGAAGGUAGAGGCAGGAGGAUUAGGAGUUCCAGUCAUCCUCAGCUACAUAGCAAGUUUUGAGACGCUGUCUCAAAACCAUAGAAGAAACAAUUACUCAGUUUUAUGGCAUUGUGUCAUAGCAGGCCAAGCAGUUUAAAACAGAGACUGUUGAGGUAAAAUGAAGAAUCAAGUGUUAGAGCAACUAAAAAACUAGGGUAUUGAAAGAAUCGUCCCGUAUAUGUGAAAAUGACCAAGACAGCUGGAAAACACCAAGUGUUGGAGUUCUUUUGCUCUAUCCAUAUUGAAAUUGUAAACAGGCUAACGGGAAAUUCCUGGGUGUUGGGAGUUCUGGACUCUUGAGUGCCAAGAACCUCUGGACUUGACUUGUAGACCCAGAGGCUUACAGUUCUGGGCUGUGAGAACUAGAGGCUUCCAGCUCUAAGCUCUAGAGGCCAGAAGCUUACAAUUCAUGUCAGAGGCUUGCUACUCUGGACCUUGACUGUCAGUCAUCUCACAUCUGGAUCAGGGCUGGGAGCCAUGUCCUCAGCCUCUGUCAUGCAGGAAUCUACUGACAGGUGCCGCGACCCAAGACUCCGUCCAGCAGAGUCCAGGAGAGACGACACAGACACCAAGGUGAGGUUCAAGCUUCUUCUUCUUCUUUUUAUUAUGCACUUCAGUCCCCAUUUAUAUAGUUCCCAACAGCCCUCCCCCCAGCCAGGACCAAUCAG